Messenger RNA from Lecanosticta acicola, 757 nucleotides. Lineage: Eukaryota; Fungi; Ascomycota; Dothideomycetes; Mycosphaerellales; Mycosphaerellaceae. The record is from the annotation of a GenBank genome assembly.
AUGGGAAAUUCGAGCAGCUCAAACAAGAUCUCGGCCCAGGAUAGGUUCGCGACACGGCCAGAGACACCCAGUGUAGUAUCAAGGCUGAUGCGUCGACAGGGCGAUUCUGGACCUGAAGAUCCAACGCGAUAAGCUACAUCAGUAUCAGAAACGAAUAUCGAUUGUAACGACUCGUGAAACCGAGAUUGCACGACAAUGUCUCCGAAGUGGAAAUAAGCAGAAAGCCUUGCUCGCUUUACGGAGAAAGAAGUAUCAGGAGUCAUUGCUCGCAAAGACAGACCAGCAACUGGCACAACUGCAAGCGCUCACGAGCGAUGUUGAAUUCGCGCUUGUGCAGAAGGAUGUGCUAUUUGGAUUGCAGCAAGGCACCGCAGUGCUGAAAGAGAUACAUAAGGAGAUGGGAGGCUUAGACAAAGUAGAAAUGAUUUUGGGCGAGAGCGAGGAAGCGCAGGCAUACCAAAAGGUGCGUUUUCUACACAACUGUGACAGACCGGCAUUGGUUGAUUGGACAACUUAGGAAAUCAACGAGAUGCUUAGUGGGAAGAUGUCCAACGAGGACGAAGACGAGGUAGAGGAUGAGCUUGAGGCGAUGGCACGUGAGGCCGAGGCGAGGGGCACCGUGAGCCUUCCGGACGCGCCUUCAGUAACAAAGAAUGAGCUCCCCGAUGCCCCUCAAGAGUCUCCCGAAGAGCGUGCGAGAAGACGAAGAAGAGAGAGGGCAUCAAGAGAGCAGGACUCAGAGCCAAUUGCAGCAUGA